Suillus clintonianus is the source of this 1500-nucleotide messenger RNA. RefSeq names its product major facilitator superfamily domain-containing protein. The transcript has 14 exons. The coding region runs from base 1 to 1500 and encodes 499 amino acids. The record is from RefSeq and is a predicted model, not a curated record. Lineage: Eukaryota; Fungi; Basidiomycota; Agaricomycetes; Boletales; Suillaceae. Gene Ontology annotation, cellular component: membrane. Gene Ontology annotation, molecular function: transmembrane transporter activity. Gene Ontology annotation, biological process: transmembrane transport.
AUGGUCCCGCAGGAUUUUGUUUCAUCUUCGCAACCGCACGGUCCAAUGUCUAUCUCAAGCGUACAAUCUGAAUUAUACCCCGAUACCAAAAUCGCUCAUGAUACCAAUCACUGUACUCGGCACAUCAGCAUCACUCAUGUCGAAGAACCGAAUCAGGAGGACAACUUAGAUCAACUCCCCAUUUACCGCCUAUAUAGACGCCGCUUCACUGGCCUGUUUGGUUUCAUUCUACUGGCUCUCGUGACUGGCAUGCCUUGGGCAUGGUUUGGGCCCAUAUCGAAUGAUGCUGCCGCGGCCUUUGACAUCUCUCUCGACCAGGUGAACUGGCUCGGCAACAUCAUAUCUUGCGUCUACCUCCCUGUCUCCCUCCUAGUUCCUGUCUUUUGUACGCGCUUCGGCAUUCGCCGCUGUGCUGAAGCAGGUGUAUUGACACUCCUCAUAUCAGGCUGGGUGCGCUAUGCGGGUAGCAUCACCACCUUGUCCUCUGAGAGCGCUUACACGCUCCUCAUCCUCGGACAGUUCUUCUCGGCAAUAUCACAACCUAUCUUUCAAGUUCUCGGUCCGAAAUAUUCCGAGACGUGGUUUGACCUUAAGGGGCGAACGACAGCAACAAUGGUGAUCGCCGUUGCCAACCCUGUAGGUGGCGCGAUUGGCCAGUUGCUUAGUCCCCUAGUCGGUACCGCAAGGCAAUCUAUACUGGUCCUAGCGAUUAUAUCUACCAUAGCUACUCCUGCCUUAUUUCUCAUAGAGAGUGAACCACCAACCCCACCCACAUAUGCAGGCUCCAAGGCUCCACAAUCGCUCCACUCACUCCUACGUGCGAUGGUCGGGAAAGUUCACAUCCACGACCCUGCUUAUAUGGCUCCUCGCGAACGGCUGGACUUUCUCAUCAAUACGCUACUGUUUGGUGUACUCGUUGGCGCGGCAAACGCACUUAGCAUCCUCUCAGCGCAAUAUUUCGAACCUGAGGGGUACAGUGACGCCAUUUCAGGCCUCUUUGGCGCAACCCUCCUACUUAGUGGAGUCAUUGCCAGUGUGAUAUCUGCUCCACUAUUCGAUCGGGUAUUGACCCAUCAUCUGGGCAUAACUCUAAAAAUUCUUGUCCCAAUUGCUGCAGGAGGAUGGUUGAGUUUGAUCUGGGCAGUAAAACCAAAUAACACCGGCGGCCUCUUCGCGAUCAUGGUCAUCAUCGGAAUAUGCUCCCUGAUCAUGCUCCCAGUUGGCCUCGAGCUAGGAGUUGAGGUUACCCGAAAUGCAGAUGGCAGUGCCGCCAUCUUGUGGUGCGUAGGAAAUGCAUUUGGCACCGUAUUCAUUCUCGCGGAAGGCGCCCUCCGUGCAUCUUCGACUGCCUCCCCGCCAUACAACAUGCACGCAGCGUUCGUGCUGCAUGGCGUGUUAGUGAUGGUGGUGGGCUCGACCGUGGCGUUUGUACGCGCAAAACAGAUCAAUAGAGAAGAGCGGGUCGAUACGGGAAAGAGUGGACUCGAUACCGUCGCCUGA